CCCGCGCGUGCGCUCGACGGGGGUGUGGCUGGCUCUCGCCCCUAUUUCCAAGCUCUGUGCAGCGUCGCGAGACCUACUCUGUCCCGAACUUCCGGUUCUGAUGGGCCUAGCUCUUUGGGCCGGCCAUGCGGGGCGGGCUUCUGUAGGGCGCUGCCCGUGUUCUGUGGGCUGGCCGAGCUGUUGGCGCAGCCCGCCGGCCCCUAAGCUGCAGUAGCCCGCCGCUGGAGGAGCUGUUCGCCCGCGGCGGGCCUUUACGGACCUUCCUCGAGCGCCAGGCAGGGUCAGAAGCCCAGUUACGAGUCCAGGGGCCAGAGUUGGCAGCGGUCACCAAACUCCUGAGCGAGAAGGAGCGGGAGCUGCGGGAGACCGAGCACUUGCUGCACGAUGAGAAUGAAGAUUUAAGGAAACUUGCAGAGAAUGAAAUAAUUUUGUGUCAAAAAGAAAUAACUCAGUUGAAACAUCAGAUUAUCUGUCUUUUGGUUCCCUCAGAAGAAACUGAUGAAAGUGAUUUGAUCCUGGAGGUAACUGCAGGAGUUGGGGGUCAGGAGGCCAUGUUGUUUACUUCUGAGAUGUUUGAUAUGUAUCAGCAAUACGCUGCAUUUAAAAGAUGGAAUUUUGAAACCCUGGAAUACUUUCCAAGUGAAAUAGGUGGCCUUAGACAUGCAUCUGCCAGCAUUGGCGGUUCAGAAGCCUAUAAACACAUGAAAUUUGAAGGGGGAGUGCAUAGAGUACAGCGAGUACCAAAGACAGAGAAGCAAGGCCGCAUCCAUACUAGCACUAUGACAGUGGCAAUAUUACCCCAGCCCACUGAGAUUAAUCUGGUGAUUAAUCCUAAAGAUUUGAGAAUCGAUACUAAGCGAGCUAGUGGAGCUGGAGGUCAGCACGUAAAUACCACGGACAGUGCUGUCAGGAUUGUUCAUCUUCCAACAGGUGUUGUUUCUGAAUGCCAACAAGAGAGGUCUCAACUGAAAAAUAGAGAGAUGGCUAUGAAAAAGUUGCGUGCAAAGCUGUACAAUAUGCAUCUAGAGGAAGAAACAAGUAAAAGAUACAGUGCUAGGAAGAUCCAGGUUGGAACUAAAGGAAGAUCAGAGAAAAUAAGAACAUAUAAUUUUCCACAGAACCGGGUCACAGAUCACAGAAUAAACAAAUCACUGCAUGGUCUUGAGACUUUUAUGCAAGGAGAUUAUCUACUGGAUGAACUUAUACAGUCCCUGAAGGACUAUGCUGAUUAUGAAUAUUUACUAGAAAUUAUUUCCAAAAAAGCUUAGGUUGGUUUGUUAUUAAAGUAUUUCAUGCACUCAGGAAAAUACUAUAGCACAUCAAUUGUGUAUACUCAUGAGUAUUCUCUUAAAAAGUUUUUACAGUGGUAAGCAAUAUACAUAUUCGUAAUGCAUAAUUAAUGUAGAUCUCAGUGCAUUAGUAAAACAUGACUGCUGUAAAUCUUGCGCUCUUCUGUACAAGAAACAGAUGAACUCAUUUGUUUCUGUAAGAUCCUUAAAAUUAAAUAUUUUAAUAUUUAAUCAAAAAAUUUCUUUAACUCUAUUUUGAAAAACUUAAAAUAUAAAAUAGAAAUAUGACUGUAGAUACUAUAGGAGUCAGGAGAUGGAAGCCCUGUCAUUAAUUGAAUUGGUAAUAGAAUUAACAAGUGAGAAUAAAAGAACACUUAGUACACUGAAAGAGAGUACCCUAAGACCGAGAGUACCCAAUGUAAGACCACCCUUGUAAGGGUCUUUACUUCCCCAUGAUGGAGUGGGGCCUAUUAGAGGGUGUGGGUAUAUCCCAAUCAAUGAUGGAAAGGUUCCUGGUAUGUAGCUGGUGCAUUAGGCCUUGGCAUUGCAUCUCAAACUCUGAUGGACUGGUAAGCAAGAAGGUUUCUGCCAAAGUAUGAACAAAACUGGAUGGUAAGCCUUAGUGCAUUUCUAUAUCUAGGGUCUUACAGAGAGGCAGAACCAAUAAGAUAUAUAUAUAUAAAGAUAAGAUUGACACACAUGAUUACUACAUGAAAAGUCCAAAAUGUGCAGCACGAGGGAGCCAGCUGGAGACCUAUGAGAGCUAGUGGUGCAGUUCCAUUCCUAGGUAGUCGACUAGAAAACUCUUGCUUAGGGGAGGCUGGUCUUUUUAUUCUAUUCAGACUUUCAGUUGAUGGGAUGAAACCCAUUGACAUGGAAGGAAUCUGCUUUGUUCAAAAUUCUCUGAUCGAAAUGUCAAUUUUAAAAACUUUUAACACAUUUGGGAUUUUAACAAUAUAUAUUUAAAAUUGGGCUGGGAAUGUAGCUCAGUGGAAGGUGUGCUUCAUAUGUGAGGCCCUGGGUUCAAUUCCUGGCACAGCAAAAAAUAAAUAAGAUUUAAAAAUAAAAUACAUAUUGGUGUAUUAUAAACACAUGCAGAAUAACUGGCAAAUAUGAUCUGUGAGCUGACAUGGGCUCUACUUCAUUCACUAUUUAUUCCUAAUUAAUCAAAUGGAAUUCUAGAAACCCAUGAAACUUAGAUAAGAGUACAGAACCAUCCUAAUUCUUAAUAUUUUAAGAUCCCUCAAAUAUGUGUAUGUUUGCCAAAAUACACAAUACAACUGUAUUAAUUAAAAACCAUUGUCACUGCUUAUGCAUGUCACCACCAUGCCUACAUCACUAAUGUUGACCCCUCUGCCUAGAAAACUUACUCCACUUACUAAUGCAGAUUUAAGAUCCAACCUAAAAGGCAUCGUGUCCCCUAUAAAUAAUUGACUUCCUUCAUCUGUAUUCCAUAGUACUUUACUGUAUGCUAUGUGUAGUCUGAAUGUGUCCCCCUAAAUUCACAUAUUGGAAAUUUAGUUUGCAAUGCAACAGUGUUGGGAGGUUUGGCUUUUGGGGAAGUGUUUGGGUCAUGAGGGAGGGCAUGAAUGGAUAAAAGCUGUUAUAAAAGGUCUUGAAAAAGGGAGUUGGGCCCUUUUUGCCCUUUUAUCUGUCAUGUGAGGAUACAAAAAGUACCUUCUUAGAAGCAUAAGAAUCCCUCCGCAGGUGCUGAAUCCUUGAUCUUUGAUUUCUUAGGUUCCCAAACUGUAGGAAAAUUUGUUCUUUAUACAUUACCUCGUCUGGAAUUGUUACAGCAAGACAAGACAGACUAAGAUACCACAAUAUCUGUAUGGCAACAGUUACUUCAAAAUAUUAAUUUACUGGUUUAUUUAAAGACAAAAUUGUGUGCUAAGGAAUAGAAAAGUAUGAGUCAGCUGGUGCCCAACCUAAGGUGGGUGCACUACUGAGGAUUUUUCAGUUUUGAGGUGGGGUUCUCUGGAGCUUCAGCUCUUAGCCACACAAUUAUUAGGUCAAUGAACACCCAAGAUUCUACACUGCUGUAGUGUGGUAUUCUGUAGGUAGGUGUAUGAAAUCCAUUUUUAACUUGUUUAUGGGGACAUAACCCUAUUUUAAGGAAUAUCUGUUUAUCUAGACCUUACACUAUCUCAUUAAUGCAUAAGAUUGUGUUUUCACCAUUCUUGUCUCUUUAGGACAUGACAUCACAAGCAGUAAUACCUGAAGUAUUUUUUUCUAGAAAUUUGGUGUAUUGUUCAUAAAGAACCAAAACUGAACUUAUUUAAAAGAGUUUACAGAAUGAACUAAUCAAAACUCUAUUAGGUUGAAUGACAGUUUUGAAGCCAUAGAUAACUUUCAAAUGAAACUCAUAAUCCUCUAUAACUCACCAUUAAUGGUACCACUUUCCCUCUCUCAAAUUUAAAAUGUAGACCCCUUAGAUUCCUCUGCUUCACAUUCAGUUUACUGCUAAGAUCUAUGUCCUCUCAUCCUCUCCAAUUCCAUUACCACUGACUCUUGUCCAGAAUUAAUUCUCUCCUGGUAUACUAGUUACCUAAUUUCUCCCUGCAUCCUCUCUAGAUGCUGUAUAAUACUGGCUACAAAUAACCUCCAGAUUAAUCUGUCUACAAAACAAGCCUCUGAUCUCAACAUUCCUUUGCUCAACACUGUAAUAGGUCCCCACUGCCAAAUAAAACUACAACUAUGCAUACAAUACAUCCAUGACUGGCAUCUAGCAUCAUUACUACUCCCCAUUAGGGAAGUGAUUUUACAUAUCCACCUCCUUUAUGCUCCGUCAAAUUAAAGACCCUUGCAUGUAAGCUUUCCUCCAUUUUUUUCCUUAUACUGUAGAUAGCCACCUCCUCCAAUUCUCUCAAGAGAUAUACCCACAGCAGUGGUUCUCAUUCAGAGGAGGCUUCACCCCCACCUCAACCCCCAUGGAAUUUCUGGCAAUGUUUUAAGACAAUUACACCUUGGAAAGGUGAAUGAGAGAUGAGUGAUGCUGCUGAACACCCUGCAAUGCACAGCAUAGACUCCACAAUUAAAAAAAAAAAAAUUAUCUAGCCUAGAAUGUUAAUAGUGCUGGUGUUGAGAAACCC
Molecule: messenger RNA, 4381 nt
Organism: Ictidomys tridecemlineatus (thirteen-lined ground squirrel)
Lineage: Eukaryota; Metazoa; Chordata; Mammalia; Rodentia; Sciuridae
Gene: Mtrf1l
Product: mitochondrial translation release factor 1 like
Biological process (GO): mitochondrial translational termination
Cellular component (GO): mitochondrion
Molecular function (GO): translation release factor activity
Source: RefSeq, a predicted model, not a curated record